AUAUUUAAGUAUUUUUCAAUUUUGUUUGAAGAAUUUUUUAAAUUUCUGAGCAGUUUAAAAAAUGCACAACAAAAUUAAACAAUCGAAAGAAAUCGUAUCGAAAUUGCCCACCGAAACACUACCCCGUAAAAUGGAAGCUGAAAAAAGGAUUUUUAGUUCAAUGUUUGAAAUUUAUGGGCGUGUGCAGGGUGUAUAUUUUCGUAAGCACACACAAAUCAAGGCUAAGCAGCUAGGCCUCAAUGGCUGGUGUAUGAAUACGCAAGAAGGCACCGUUAAGGGAAUUAUGGAAGGACCACAAGAUAUGCUAUCCGAAAUGCGCCUGUGGCUGCAGCACAAGGGCAGUCCACGUUCCAUAAUUGAAAAAGCCGUCUUCACGCCCUUCGAACCCGUCCUCCAUCAGAACUAUCACUCUUUUUCAAUAAAGCGCUAAGAGUUAGCUCAACCUACUUCUACUAAACAA
Molecule: messenger RNA, 460 nt
Organism: Drosophila hydei
Lineage: Eukaryota; Metazoa; Arthropoda; Insecta; Diptera; Drosophilidae
Product: acylphosphatase-2
Exons: 4
Coding region: 62-430 (122 amino acids)
Molecular function (GO): acylphosphatase activity
Source: RefSeq, a predicted model, not a curated record